ACAGUAGACGUGGCUAAUUAAUCAUAUCCGUUGAAUGGUGGCCCAAAUAACAUCCACGACAUCACAACGUAUCACCGAUAGCCAUCACAAACACUCUAAGAAAUAUUGGCCGUUAGAUCACUUACCACCCCCUUUCAAUCAACAUUUUUUAUUUUCCACCAUCAAUCUCCGUUGCUUAGAUACCGUAGCCAAUCAUUCCCCAUCUUCAAAUUCCCUAUUCCCUUUUCCUCCGCCCUUGUUUCUGAAUUUUGCAGUCGAGCCGAAUCGCAACAAUCAAGGAUCAUCCGCGAAAUUUCACUCUAUGGCACCCAUAAAGGGUAUUCUUUCCUUGCAAAGGGCAGCUUUGUUAAGAGCUUGCGGUGAAAGGUGGAAACUAGGCACUAGAUCAUUUAGUACUCAAGGAGCAACAACUGCUGGUGCUCCACAGGCACCUCCUCCUCCUCCACUGCCUGAAAAAACCCAUUUUGGUGGUCUAAAAGAUGAAGACCGUAUUUUCACCAACUUAUAUGGGUUGCAUGACCCUUUUCUCAAAGGUGCCAUGAAACGUGGUGACUGGUAUAGAACCAAGGAUUUAGUACUCAAGGGUGCUGAUUGGAUUGUGAAUGAAAUGAAGAAAUCUGGACUUCGAGGACGUGGUGGUGCUGGAUUUCCAUCGGGCCUCAAAUGGUCUUUUAUGCCAAAAGUAUCUGAUGGUCGUCCUUCUUAUCUUGUUGUCAAUGCUGAUGAAAGUGAACCUGGAACCUGUAAGGACAGGGAAAUUAUGCGGCACGAUCCACACAAACUAUUGGAGGGCUGCUUGAUUGCGGGGGUUGGAAUGAGAGCUACAGCUGCUUAUAUCUACAUCAGGGGUGAAUAUGUGAAUGAACGUAAAAACCUUGAAAGAGCUAGAAAAGAAGCUUAUGAAGCUGGACUAUUGGGCAAAAAUGCAUGUGGUUCUGGUUAUGAUUUUGAUGUUCACAUCCAUUAUGGUGCUGGUGCCUAUAUUUGUGGUGAAGAAACAGCACUUUUAGAGAGCCUUGAAGGAAAACAAGGGAAACCUAGAUUGAAACCUCCUUUCCCUGCUAAUGCUGGAUUAUAUGGUUGUCCCACCACUGUCACAAAUGUGGAGACAGUGGCUGUUUCGCCCACAAUACUGAGACGUGGUCCUGAGUGGUUUGCCAGUUUUGGAAGGAAGAAUAAUUCCGGGACAAAAUUGUUUUGUGUCUCAGGUCAUGUCAACAAGCCUUGCACAGUUGAGGAGGAGAUGAGUAUACCACUUAAGGAGUUGAUAGAGAGGCACUGUGGAGGUGUCAGAGGUGGAUGGGACAAUUUACUUGCAGUAAUACCUGGAGGCUCAUCUGUUCCACUUUUACCCAAGCACUUAUGUGAUGAUGUCUUGAUGGAUUACGAUGCACUCAAGGCUGUCCAGUCAGGACUUGGAACUGCUGCAGUAAUUGUGAUGGAUAAAUCAACUGAUGUUGUAGAUGCAAUCGCAAGGCUUUCAUACUUCUACAAGCACGAGAGUUGUGGACAGUGCACACCCUGCAGGGAAGGGACUGGAUGGCUCUGGAUGAUCAUGGAAAGAUUGAAAGUUGGGAAUGCAAAGUUGGAAGAGAUUGACAUGCUUCAGGAGGUGACCAAGCAGAUUGAAGGGCACACAAUUUGCGCUUUGGGUGAUGCAGCAGCUUGGCCUGUGCAGGGUCUUAUACGGCAUUUUAGGCCAGAGCUGGAGAGAAGGAUUAGAGAGCGUGCAGAAAGGGAGUUGCUGGAGGCUUCUGCUUAAUCUCUGCUCAGGGAAUUACCUGUGCAAGUGGCCAUUAUGGAAUAAAAUUGAAGUACCCAAAACUUGGAGAAUAGGUGACUCUCAGGCAUCUGGUGUUGUGGAAGUGUUUUAUUUGUUAUCUCCUAAGCUGUUGUGUUAACAACAUUUCACUGUUUUAGAAAAUAAUGAAUGUCUCCAAUGUCUGGGCUAUACUUGUUUCUCAUAGCAUCCACAACGUUUUCUUUUUUGGCCAUUUGAUGAACAUGGCUAAUGAUCUGUAUUCUUUUUAUUUCUUUUUGGGAACAUAUAAUGGUAUCUGUAUUUUUCUAUGAUCAUAGAUGUCGUAGGAUAAAAAUAAACGUUUUCAGAGAAAUAAAAUAAAGUUAUACUACUACCCAGAUAUUGAAAUGGAUAA
Gossypium arboreum is the source of this 2156-nucleotide messenger RNA. Its product is annotated as NADH dehydrogenase [ubiquinone] flavoprotein 1, mitochondrial. NCBI's taxonomy places the organism in Eukaryota, Viridiplantae, Streptophyta, Magnoliopsida, Malvales, Malvaceae. Gene Ontology annotation, biological process: mitochondrial electron transport, NADH to ubiquinone. The record is from RefSeq and is a predicted model, not a curated record. Gene Ontology annotation, molecular function: NAD binding; NADH dehydrogenase (ubiquinone) activity; 4 iron, 4 sulfur cluster binding. Bases 35 to 1762 code for a protein of 575 amino acids. The transcript has 3 exons.